Molecule: messenger RNA, 4480 nt
Organism: Schistosoma spindalis
Lineage: Eukaryota; Metazoa; Platyhelminthes; Trematoda; Strigeidida; Schistosomatidae
Source: the annotation of a GenBank genome assembly
AUGUCCAAUAAUACUAAUAUUACUACAACUGAUAUUGUUGAUAAUAGUAAUACUAAUAAUAAUAAUAGUAGUAGUAGUGAGACAAAAUUAGAUAAACAUAUGCAAACAACUGCAUCUAUAGAUGAAUUAAUUUAUGGAUUAUAUCAUAUUACAAUGGAGAUAUCGCCUACAUGUCGCCAAGCUGCUACAUUAUUCUUAUCAGGAUUUUUUGUUGUUGGAGUACUUUUAAUUAUACCAGCAUUAAUGCAAACAGCUGCUGCAUAUGUAUGGGCUGCACAAAUACGUCGUGAAUCUGUUACACCAACACAAUUACAACAAUGUAAAAAAACUCAAUCUAUAACAAAAAAUAAUAAAAUUCAAAAACAAAUCAAAAAGCAUAGAUUACCUAAACAAGAUCGUACAUUAUUUCUAUAUCGUAUAUUAGCUUGUACUGCAUCGCUUCUUGUUCUUAUAUUUUCUACAUUACCACAAUUAGUUAUUGUUGUUGCAAAACCACAAAUAGCUGAUAGUAUAGAUAAACGUUGGGGAUGGUGUCAUGCAUUUGUAUAUGCAGAUCAUGUUACAAGAUGUUUUGCAAGUUAUUUAAUUGUAAUACCAUUUUUUUUAUUAUUUUGGAAUUUUUUAUUUAGUGAAAUAUUACCACGUCAUCAUUUAAUUAUGCGUAAUGUAUUUGAGGUUAUCUUAAAAUCAUCAAUUAUUAUAGCUUUAUUCUCUUUAUGUAUACCAAUACCAAUUGUAGUAAGACAAUAUGAAAAAAUGUGUACAUCUAAUAAAAUAUGUUUAUGUGGACCAACAAUGCAUGGUAUUGCAACAUUUAUAUAUUAUGAUUUUGUGAUAACUCGUAUUAUUCCAGCUAUAUUUGUUAUAUUUAUAAGUAUUGGAUUUUUACGUUGGUUACCUAGAGAAGAUUAUGGAGUAUUUUAUGAACCAGCAAUAUUUUUAGCUUUUAUGAUACCUCAUGUGUUAUGUGAAGUUAUUAUACAUAUAUUUCAUCGUGCACAUAUAAUUAAUAAAUUAAUUAAUGUGAAUUUUAGCAAUUUUAUGCUUUUAUCUUAUGCAUUAUAUCAUAUGUCAUUCAGUUGUACAUUUGUCUUGGCUACAUUACGUUCAAUGUUAAGUGAAAUACAAGAGGAACGACGUAAACGAAGUAUGCUUUUAUAUGAUGAAACUACUGAUUCAUCUAAACAACAAUCAUCUAGUCGAAAUAAAACUACUAUUCGUAUAGCUGAUAAUAAUAAUAAUACAACUAAUCAAAUGCAUGGAACUAAACGUCGUACAAAUUUAAUACAUGGUUUACAAAAACAAUUCUCUGUAGCUUAUCGUUGGAAGCCAGAUUUUACUGAUGAAGAAACUGGUUUUAUUUCUGGACAAAUAGAAGAACUAUCUAUGGAACAAUCAACAAAUCAAAAUAUUUCUAAUAUAAAUGAAAAUGAAUCUAAUUUAUCAGAUAUUCAAAAUGAAACAAAUGAAAAGUGUACAGAUGAUGCAAUGUUACAUUAUGCUAUAUUACAAAGAUCAGCAAGUUUAAAAAGAAAAGAACAAGAACAACGUAUAAAACCACAAACACAUACAUCGUAUAGUAUUAUACGAAAUUUAAAUUCACAACAACAUCAACCAAAACAACAACGUACUAUAUUAUAUUCUAUCAAUAACCAAUUGAGUUAAUGAAUUAACAUUUCUUAUACAAGAUUCUUUAUUUAUCAAAAUGAUAAACUCCAUCAUGACAGAAAUCAAUAUUCAUUUCGAUAUAUAUAUUUAUGUAUUUUUUUGAUAUUUCUCUUACAGUUUAAUUUCAUAAUAUCAUUUACCCUUAAUUAUUGAUUAAGUUAGUUUAACCCUACGGUGCAAUUUGUAAUAUUGAUUGAAGUUGUUCAUGUUAUUUCUAAUUUGAAUCAUAUGCCAAAUUUAUUAUUACAUCAUAAAUUAUUUGAACUAUACUGAAUGUAACCAGAAUUCAUUUUGAAAUAUAUUUACUAUAAUCUAUACAUUGUAUAUAAAUUACCACUAUUCAAACAUUCUGUGUAUUAAAAUGAUUAUAAACAAAAUAUGAGAAAACAAUUACUUGAUGUCUGUUAUGAAUUAUCUUAUUAACUUGGUAGUUUAAUAGAAGUUAUAUUGGGUUUAAUAAAACAUUGACUUGAGGAUAAUAUAUUUGAUUAUGAUCAUAGUUCCACCCACUCUGUCAUGAUAUAUCUUCUUUAAGGAAAAGAAUAGGUCAGUAGAUCAAAAGGUUAUAAAAAACACUCGUGACAUAUACAAAGUAACUACGGAAUAAUAAAGUAUGUUAAAGUGUUCAUAGUACUUCAUACUUGUUAGGACGGGAUAAGAUGAGAGAUCAUAUUUUAGUUUAUUGUGAUUUUUGUUUAGUGCAACAUUUUUUGUAUAAAUUUAGUUUAUACUUUGUUCAAUGGAACCAGAAACAUUCGUUUUGUAUGAAUUUGGUGUAAAAUCCAUUUUUGUUUUUCCACUAUUUCACUUAUAAAUGAUAUUCAUCGAAUAAUCAUCAUCAAAUGUCAGUAAAAUCAGUAGAGUAACAUUCAUUAAGAAUUAUACUAAAAGUUAGUCAAUAAUUUGUAGAUUACGUGUCCUCACAGCGUGGGUGAUUGAUGAUUGUCAUAUUCUCCGACAAAUCUUACUGUCCUCCACUGAGAAGUGUAAUUCAUUUUGUAAGGGUUAUAUUGUUCAGUGUGCUAUCGAUAGAAAUAUCCCAUGACAGUACAUAAGUAAACUGGAAAUACUUUGCAAUUCUAACCAAACACAUUGGUAUAUACUGAACAGAUUACGAAUACUUAGGUAAUGAUUUAGAUGAACUGUCUCAUUGUAUGAAUGUAUAAAGUUACGUCAAAUUACGCAAAACUGGCUAUUUAGGGAUUAAAGCGCUCAAGUAUCAACAAAAAGAAUACAUCCUCAAACCUCAUUGCAAAUACUUUGUCUUAGUCAUUUAGUUAGCAAUACUAGCCCAUCUACAAAGUAUGGUUCAUUGCCUCCUAAAUAAACGUAAACUCGCUAAACGAUUUACAUUAUUAACUAAAUUAUUAUCCAUGCCAAAAAUCACUACUUUAAAUCAUGGCAAUACUGUUUUUAUAAACUAACAACGACUGGUUAAUGUUUUAUGUAAGAUUAUGCUUAAUGAUAUGCAUAUUUUUCCCUUAUCAAAUCUAGAACAACCUUUCACCAAAACGGAAACGGAGAAUAAUAUACACAUACGUGGUACUCUGUAAACUCGAUGUUCAGUCGCUAUCCUGUUAGAAAUGUCAUUUAAGGUCUAACAUGGUUAAAAAAACACAACAGAUUAUUAAAAUGAUACGGUAAUAGUAGACAAGACAAUUAGUGAUAUCUUACAAUUCAUUAUGAGCAUGUUAUAAGUAUUAGGAUUAUUACUUCUACCAAUAAAAUACGUUUCAUAUGAAAUAACGUUAAACGAUGCAUAAAAUCUAAAACAUAAUACUUGUGGAUAUAAAUGCAUAAAAUGAACAUUCAGGUGCGAAUGACCAAUUUAACUUUCAAUACACAAUCACAUAGUGAUUUAGUAAAAUAUAAAAUUCAUUGCCUCAAAUACAUCAUUUUCACAUAUUCUUUAAAUUUUCUUCAUCAUUCAUAUUAUUAUUUUGAUUAAUCUCAGUUUCGUUCUCGCUUCUCCUUAUUUAAAUAUUUUUAAACUUCUACUCAAAGAUAUUCCACUUCCUAUUGAUAUUACGUACUACUUAUAUCUACAAACAUAAGUAGCACAUAUCAUAUAAAUAUUAUUCAAAUUACUAAUCAAAACUUUGAAUAAACGUUAUCCAAACAUGAGUAAAUGAUCUCAUUAUCAAGUUAUGUAACAAGUUCACUCUCAAUAAUCAAUCUACAUUUACUUACGUACUUACGCCUGUUACUCCCAAUGGAGCAUAGGCCACCGACCAGAAUUCUCCAUCCAAUCUACAUUUAUUUUAACCAAUAAAAAAUUACAAAAGAUUAAUAAAUAGACAUUAAGAUGAAACGAAAUUUAUAUUAAAGUAGAAAUCAAUUCAUUACUGAUUCCUACAUAAUUAUUUCCAAUUCUUUAAACCAGAAAACAUUAUUAUUAUCAUAAUCGUUACGACAUUUACCACAGUAAUAUUAAGGUCAUGGUCACUAUGUACAAUAAACAAUAUAUUACAACACAGCGUGAUAAAAAAAAUGAAUGAAAAAAAGAAAAAAAUUAGUGUAAUUUGCCUUACUGGCAUUCGUUUAUUUUAAAAGAUUAAAUCUGUUUCAAGGAUAUACACAAAUCACUGGUCAAUACUAAUUUUAUAUGCAUAAAACAAUAGUUUUGACUAAAAAAAGUAAUAAUAAUGAUCGGGUAUGGAAAAGUUUGGAAAUCAUAACUGUUUUCUUAAUUAUUCAUUACUGAUAUUCAAUUUAUAUCUAAAUCUUUUUAAUGAAAUGAACUGAAGCUACUUUACUAAUUGGUGAACAAAAUUAUAGAGAAAUUCACUUGGUGAUGUUUGCUUGUAUCUUC